This is a messenger RNA of Menidia menidia (Atlantic silverside), 1695 nucleotides long. The record is from the annotation of a GenBank genome assembly. Lineage: Eukaryota; Metazoa; Chordata; Actinopteri; Atheriniformes; Atherinopsidae.
AUGAAAAGCCCAGCCGGGGCAGCUGGACCCCGGGGUGGACGGACGGGUCCCAGCCCCCGUCUGGGUUUCCCUAAUGAGCAGGAACCUCUCAGGCUAACGGCCCGACUGGUGAACGAGCUGAGCAACGUGCCUGUCCCGGUCAUGCUGAUGCCCGAUGACUUCAAAGCCUACAGCAAGAUCAAAGUGGACAACCACCUGUUUAACAAAGAAAACCUGCCCAGCCGCUUCAAGUUCAAAGAGUACUGUCCCAUGGUGUUCAGGAACCUGAGGGAGAGGUUCUGCAUCGACGACCAGGACUACCAGAACUCGCUGACCAGGAGCGCCCCGCUGAACAGCGACUCUCAGGGGCGCUUCGGGAACCGGUUCCUGUGCAGCUACGACCACCGGUUCGUCAUCAAGACCGUCUCCAGCGAGGACAUCGCCGAGAUGCACAACAUCCUGAAGAAGUACCACCAGGUGAACGAGCUGAGCAACGUGCCUGUCCCGGUCAUGCUGAUGCCCGAUGACUUCAAAGCCUACAGCAAGAUCAAAGUGGACAACCACCUGUUUAACAAAGAAAACCUGCCCAGCCGCUUCAAGUUCAAAGAGUACUGUCCCAUGGUGUUCAGGAACCUGAGGGAGAGGUUCUGCAUCGACGACCAGGACUACCAGAACUCGCUGACCAGGAGCGCCCCGCUGAACAGCGACUCCCAGGGGCGCUUCGGGAACCGGUUCCUGUGCAGCUACGACCACCGGUUCGUCAUCAAGACCGUCUCCAGCGAGGACAUCGCAGAGAUGCACAACAUCCUGAAGAAGUACCACCAGUUCCUGGGCAUGUACCGGCUCACGGUGGACGGCGUGGAGACCUACAUGGUGGUGACCCGGAACGUGUUCAGCCAUCGGCUCACUGUGCACCGCAAGUACGACCUGAAGGGUUCGACCGUCUCCAGGGAGGCCAGUGACAAGGAGAAGGCUAAAGAACUUCCCACUUUCAAAGACAACGACUUCCUGAACGACGGCCAGAAGCUGCAGAUAGGAGACGACAACAAGAAGUACUUUCUGGAGAAGCUAAAACGGGACGUGGAGUUCCUGGCCACCCUGAAGAUCAUGGACUACAGCCUGCUGGUGGGCAUCCACGACGUGGAGCGGGCGGAGCAGGAGGAGAUGGACGUGGAGGCGGGCGGCGAGGAGGAGGAGUUGGAGGCGGACGGCGUGCUGACCGGCUCCUUCGGCACGCCGCCCGACAGCCCCGGGAACCCGCUCAACUGCGGAGGCUUCUUCGGGCCCGGAGAGUUCGACCCCUCCGUGGACGUUUACGCAAUCAAGAGCAGCGACGGUGCUGGGAGGAGGGAGGUGUACUUCAUGGCCAUCAUCGACAUCCUCACGCACUACGACGCGAAGAAGAAAGCUGCACACGCUGCCAAAACUGUGAAACACGGGGUGAGUGCUGGGAGGAGGGAGGUGUACUUCAUGGCCAUCAUCGACAUCCUCACGCACUACGACGCGAAGAAGAAAGCUGCACACGCUGCCAAAACUGUGAAACACGGGGUGAGUCCUCACAGAAACACCCCGGUCGCCAUGGCAACGCCACGGAGACGCCCGGCGUCGCCACGGAGACUUAGCCAGGACGCCCCUCUCUGGGCUGGAAGAGAUUCAGGAUUCAAAAGGGCCUCAUUCAUCCUGAUGGGAACAGUCAGAAACUAAGAAAAAUAAAGU